AUGUCUACUAUUCAACGUCUGAUCGCCGUCACAGAUGCAUAUUUGUACUAUAUAUCUAAACUUAUCGUUGAUGAAGGAACUGGACGUGCUCUAGUGUACCAAAGCGAAUUUGAUCCUAUAUCAUAUCCCUUUCGUCGUCAAGGUUAUAUGGAUAUUAGCACUUUACCAGAUGAAGAGUGCAAAUACUUAUUUAAAUUUACCUUCUCUCAGAUACAAUCGUUAGCUGUUCUUCUUGAACUGGGGGAAAAAGUCUGCUUUCGUGAAGGGUCCCCAAGCCAGUUCUUUAUCCCGUCUACAGAGGCUUUGACUAUCAUGCUUCGCAGAAUGACUUUUCCUGCUCGCGUAGCAAAUUUGACUUUGUUUUUCGGAAGGUCAGAAUGUACUCUUAUUACCAUUUUCAAUGAAAUGAUUGAGAAACUUUAUGAGAGGUUUCAUACUGGUCUUGAGUUUGACACCUACCAGUUCCGUGAAGAGAAUCUGGUACGCUUUAGUGAAGCCAUAAGUAAAACUGCACCAACAUCCGAAUGUGUUGGAUUUAUUGAUGGUCUAUUCAACAGGUCAGCCAAACCAGACUGUGACCAAGAAGUCAUAAGUAACGAAUAUAGUAGUGAAUAUGGGCUGAAAUACCAAGCAGUGGUAACUCCUGACGGUAUUACUUCUUCCAUAAUGGGCCCUGAAAUUGGGAAUCCCAAGGAUAUGAAUUUCUACGAAAAUAGUGGAUUAGAAAAUAGUAUGCGCGAAGCAUUUGAUUUCAAGAGCUCAAAUGGACCCUGCUACUACGUGUACGGUGAUAAAAACUACACCGAGUCAGCUCUUAUAAUGGCACCGUUUCACAAGCUACCGUUGGACGAGGUUGAAUUGGAUAUCAACAAGACAAUGGCUGGGCUACAUCGUGUGGUUGGGAAUGAGUUUACUCAUGUUGGAAAUCUCUGGGAAUUUCUGAGGUACUCCCAGACCCAGCGAAGUGACCAGAGCUCCUUUGAACUGUACUAUACCGUUGGAACGUUCUUAAAAAACAUUCAUGUUUGUUACAAUGGUGGUAAUCAUACAAGCAGGAUGUUUGGUGUUACUCCUCCAACACCAGAUGAUUAUAUUUACGGCCUCUUAUGUCAAUAA
This is a messenger RNA of Phycomyces blakesleeanus NRRL 1555(-), 1116 nucleotides long. RefSeq lists its product as hypothetical. The record is from RefSeq and is a predicted model, not a curated record. Bases 1 to 1116 code for a protein of 371 amino acids. The transcript has 5 exons. NCBI's taxonomy places the organism in Eukaryota, Fungi, Mucoromycota, Mucoromycetes, Mucorales, Phycomycetaceae.